CCAAUAUCUGGACUGACUCUCUCACAUUCACUUAGAUACCCCUUCACAUUCCUGCUUUCACACUCAUCAUAUUUCUGUCGCUGGUUGCAGGAACUUCGAUAUAGCCCUUCCACUUCUCCACUACUUCCGUUUGAUUCCUUUUGCGAUAUCCCCGUUCUUUGUCCCUUAGGUGGUAUUCCAUUCACCCUCUUCUCAACGCGGCAUCCGGACAUCCACAGCUCCUCGACUUACCCUGCCGAUAUUAUCUCGACUCGCACCUUUGUACUCGAACACACCUCUUCGAACGAUCUUUUACAUGCAUUGAGUCCACCGCAAACAUGUCGACGCCUCGACGGGGCGGCGGCGGAGGAGAUGGGAGCUCCCGCGGACGGGGAAGGGGACGCGGUGGAGGAACGCUUAGGAAUGGUCGCGCCGCCACGCCAGCAAGCGACGAUGAAUCCAAAUCCCGUCUCGAAGCGCGACGAGUCCGGUUCGCGGAGGGCAACAACAAUGCAAGACCAGCGCGCGGAGGUACUGCACAGCGAGCGCGACGAGGACGCGACGGCGUCCAACAACCACAACCAAGAACUGUUGCGCCUACGGCACCUACAACACUACAUGCGUCAAUGUCUUAUCCGCAGAAAUAUGUGACGCUCAAGCGGAAGCGCGAACAUGAACGAGAGGAGGGCAUCAAAUCCGGUCUCAUUGCCGAUCCGGACAAACCCCGACUCCUAUCCGAAGCGAUCAAGCCUGUGGGCAACUGUCCGGACAUGUGUCCCGAAUACGAACGAGUACAACGAAUCGUGGAGAAGGAUGUUUGGGGCGCCGAAACGGAACUCCAGGAAGCGGACGGGACCCUCAAGCCUGUGCCGGCGGAGCAUAAGAUGGUCAAGAAAUUUCGACGUGCUGCUGCCGGCAUGGAUGAACAACUUCCCUCCGAUUUGCGCCCACCCACGACCCUUCAGAAAACGGUCAGGUACCUGUUCUCCGAUCUCAUUGCGGAGUCAGAUACCCUCGCAUCGGUCCACCAUUUCCUUUGGGAUCGAACGCGUGCAAUCCGAAACGAUUUCUCGAUCCAACAACUUACGAAAAUCCCGGAUGUCCGUAUUGCCAUCGAAUGCUACGAAGAAAUCGCACGAUUCCACAUCUUGUCUUUGCACCAGUUUGCGCUCGCUGAGAAGCCUUACGAUCAAUACGAUUCCUUCCAAGAACGGCAGCAACUGGACCGGACUCUUCUCUCACUAAUGCAGUACUACGAUGAUAAUCGAGAACGAUAUAGGUCGCCGAACGAAGCCGAAUUCCGGGCAUACUGCAUCAUCUUUCAGCUACAAGCUCGCAUUCCAGAUUUGGAGGAUCGAGUACAGUCUUGGCCAAGCGAUAUUUUAAUGGACCGUCGAGUGCAACAAGCGUUGAAGCUGUACCACGCAGCAUCCAAUGUUCAUAACCUACAAGGUCCCCUUGAACCCAAGUCGCGUCACCUGACGUCACAAGGCUCCUGGGGUCGCUUCUGGAACUUAGUUGCGUCACCUCGAACGUCCUACCUCAUGGCGUGUGUCGCUGAGAUAUUCUUCGGCAUGAUUCGAGAGGCCGCUCUUCGUACCAUCUGGAAGUCAUACCGACCAGGAGGACCCAGAAAAAUAGAGGAUUGGAUUGUUGAGGACCUGGAAGGUGCCUUAGGAUUUGAUAAAGAGGGGGAAGUUGUGCAAUUCUGCGAAGGAUAUGGAUUUGUUGUUGGACAGAGGGCGGAUGGAAAGCGGUUUAUUGACUUGGCAUCGGUGCCAGGGAAGGUUUUCCCUAGUCCAACCGGGGGGAUGCGAGAUCAGAGGAAGUCUGUUCGAUUGGUUGAAAAAAAAAGAAUAGGGCGUACGCUCACCGCCGUCAUUUAUGGGCUGAGCGUCAAGGUAGCGCGUGACAAGGGAGAGGUCGAUUCACUUGUGGAUUCGGAAGAGGGGGAGCAUGAAAGGGAUGAGUUCAUGGAAGACGACGGCAAUUCGCUCUUUGUCAAGGAUCCGGAAGGGAAGGCGAAAGAGAAGGAGGCAGCCACAGGGUUCUUGAAUUCAGGGGCAUCGGCAUUCGAACCGAAAUCAUCCCCUGGAAUAUUCACCGGCGGAGGUCAACCUCCAGCGAUUCCUCAAAACUCUGGCCUGAAUGGGGUGUUUAAUUCUCCUCAACCGUUUACGAGCGCCUUCGGCAAACCACAACCGUCACCUUCAGGGUCAGGGUCCUUUUUCGGAAGCCCCAAUUCGCAAAUGUUCCCCCCCCCACAGCGAAAUCCUCCAGAUUCAAGUACCAAUAAAUCGUCACCAUUGGCGUUCGGCGCCCCGUCGGGUUUCAACCCUCCGAAAACGAGUGCCAAUCAAUCUACGAGUCCUUUCGCCCCGAAACCAGCGAGCCCAAAUGCAGCAAACGGCAUCUCGAAAUCGACGGGAACGAACCAGUCUAUCUUCUCGACAUCAGCCCAGGCUCCAUCAUCGUCAGGGUCGUUUCAAUUCAGCGGCGGCAGUCAACAGCAAUCGCAGAAUCCUACUCCACCUCAAGUCGCCGCUCAAACCGGACAGGAUGAUUUGGCUGCUCAACAAAAGGCAGCUGGACAGCAACGGAUCGCGGAACAGCAGAGAAUUGUCGAGCAGCAGAGAAUUGCAGAGCAGCAGCGAGCGGCGGAACAAAAACGACUCGAGGAACAGCGCCGACAAGAGGAAUUGCGCAAGGCGGAGGUGUUACGUCAGAUCGAAGAUCGACGGAAGGCUGAAGAAGCAGCAAAGCAACAAGUAGUCGAAGCGAAAAAGAGGAGGAAAUCUGAGACUUAUGAUUAUCUCGCACACGAGUUGGUCUUGAACCGCCGAGACGGGUUCAUGAGGCAGUUUGUCGAGUUCAUAUCUGGACCCCUGAUUACCAACGCGAUGAUGGAAUGGGAGGAUGAGAAAUUAUGUCAAGAGGCGGAUGAAUUCCGGAGCAGGAAGCUGGCAAAGAAAUAUGGCACGAUUUGGCACCGCCUGUCCUACAGUUUGAAACAUCGAAGACGCGGGCACGAGAGGAGGAUCCGGAUCAAGGAGGCAAGGAUGAGGCGGUCAACCGGCGAACCAUUGGCAAGCAGCAUCUUCGCCGAUAGUUUCCGUCGAUCACAACCCGAACUCGACCGAAGCGAUCAUGGUGUCCACUCCGAGGGGAAGGAUAAGGAGCGACUCGCCGGCUCCAUCAAUGGAAAAGCAAGCAGCACAUCACAGCUCAAAGGCAUCCUGAAAAACAGCGUCAACCCUUCAUCUCGACCACCGACCAACCACCGCCGGUCCCAAACCCAACCCUCCGCCCACUUUUCUCACGCCAACUCCACCACAUCAACCCACCCCCCCAUCCCUUCCCCCCUCCGCAACGCCUCCCUCGGCUCCAGCACCUUCACACCCAGCUACCGCACCAGCACCACCAAAAGCGACUACUUCCGCCUCAAAGCCCGCGGCAUCCCCCCUUCCCUCGUCGCCCAACCCCCCUCCCGAAAACGCAACUGGGACCAAGCCAACGACGACCCUUCUCCCACCCCAACCGGCACCCACGCCCCCUCCCCCCCCCGCAAACCCUUCCAACAAGUCCUCGCCGACGACGAGGCGCUCUUCGCGCGCGUCCGCACAGUCACUCAGGCGAUGGACGACAGCAUCGCGUUCUUCCGCGAGGAGCGGGAGAAGGAGGCGGCGCGGCUGCGGUCGAGCGCUGGGUCGAGCGGGGGGUAUACGGGGCCGAGCAUGUCGCCGUCGAGUGGGGCGGGUGGGAUCAAUGCGGGGUCGCCGCCGCGGAGCUUGCCGAAGUAUUAUGGGCGGGUGAGCAAGUUUGUGCCAAAGGAGGAGGAGGAGGAGGAGGAGGAGGAGGAGCUGAGGCCGCGCCCGGCGGAUAUGAAUGGGAAGGGGAAGGAGAGAGUUCCGGAAGAUCAUCAGCAGCCGUCGCAGCCGGCUUCGCAAGGACAGUUCGUCAACCGGGUCCUCAGAAACGUGUCGAACAAGGCCAACCCGCCGCCGGCAUCGAAUAGCUGGCCCGCGUCGGGAACCGGGAUGAGUGCAGACGAUGCUAUUGAGCUAGACUAG
Molecule: messenger RNA, 4049 nt
Organism: Eremomyces bilateralis CBS 781.70
Lineage: Eukaryota; Fungi; Ascomycota; Dothideomycetes; Eremomycetales; Eremomycetaceae
Exons: 4
Coding region: 318-4049 (1243 amino acids)
Biological process (GO): mRNA export from nucleus
Cellular component (GO): transcription export complex 2; nucleus; cytoplasm
Source: RefSeq, a predicted model, not a curated record